This is a messenger RNA of Coccidioides posadasii C735 delta SOWgp, 1307 nucleotides long. It is a transcript of the gene GGC1, whose product is annotated as Mitochondrial GTP/GDP carrier protein 1. Gene Ontology annotation, cellular component: mitochondrion. Lineage: Eukaryota; Fungi; Ascomycota; Eurotiomycetes; Onygenales; Onygenaceae. The record is from RefSeq and is a predicted model, not a curated record. Gene Ontology annotation, molecular function: guanine nucleotide transmembrane transporter activity.
GAGAGGAAUCCUUCGUUCUCUUCUAGUAUUCUAGACAAAGCUCUUCCUGUUCUCUUUCUGCAGAUUGUUCUCUCCCGCUCGCUUUCUUUUUUUCCUCACAACUUUCGCUUUUCUAUCGAACACAAAGCUCCGCGAUGGCUCCCGCUCUUGCUGCACCAGUUGCCGGUUCCGCGGCCAAGGAUGUCAAGAGGGAAUCAGCAACUGCGAGACUACUGGGAUCCGGCUCUGCCGGUAUCGCUGAACUUCUCAUUUUCCAUCCAGUCGAUACAACCGCAAAGCGUUUGAUGAGCAAUCAGACAAAAAUCUCGUCUGUCUCGGCCCUCAACAAAGUCGUCUUCAAAGAUUAUGCUUCUGCCUCCGUCCUCCGCAAAUUCACAUCCUUAUUCCCUGGUUUAGGCUAUGCCGCUGGUUACAAAGUCUUGCAACGAAUCUACAAGUACGGAGGACAGCCAUUCGUCCGUGAUCAUCUUGCCAAGCACUAUGGCACCGACUUUGAUAAUGCAUUCGGUAAGGGAACUGGCAAGGCUAUUAUGCAUGCGACGGCCGGAAGUUUGAUCGGAAUCGGAGAAAUCGUUCUCCUUCCUCUCGAUGUUUUGAAGAUUAAGAGACAGACAAAUCCGGAGGCCUUCCGUGGCCGUGGCCUCUUCAAGAUUAUUUCCGACGAGGGAAUGGGUCUAUAUCGCGGUGCCGGCUGGACUGCUGCCCGUAACGCUCCUGGUUCAUUUGCACUCUUUGGUGGUUCUGCCUUUGCAAAGGAGUACAUCUAUGGCCUUUCGGACUAUAACAAGGCGUCUUGGCUUCAGAACUUCGUUGCCUCCGUGGCUGGUGCUAGCGCAUCUUUGAUCGUCUCUGCACCAUUGGACGUCAUCAAGACCCGCAUUCAAAACCGAAACUUCGAGAACCCCGAGUCCGGAUUCCGUAUCGUUAGCAGCAUGGUUCGCAACGAAGGUCUUACCAGCUUCUUCAAGGGGUUGACACCCAAGCUCUUGAUGACUGGACCGAAGCUGGUGUUCAGCUUCUGGUUGGCGCAGACCUUGAUACCCGCUUUUGGAGCAGUUGUAUGAUGAAAAAUGUGUUUUGGUACAUCGGCGUUCUCGUAUAUGUGUUUUACCUUGUUUUAAUGCGCCCUCAUAGAUUUUUAAUGCUCGGGUUUCGCAUAUGUAUUUAUAGAAACUCCCUUCUUCGGGGUGCUCGGUUUGGCUUUUUUGGAGGAGUUCAGCGAAGAACCUUAAAGCGGGAUUCAAAAAUAGGGAUGAGCUAUUUGACUCUAGAGCGCAUAUAUUAAAUGAAGACCAUUCUAUAAAGUA